GGGAACAGACUCAUACACAGUCUGUGUUUGCAUAAGAAGGAUGAAGCCUUAAAUUAUUGGGUUUGUGUAAAUAAGGAGAUGAGACUGUUUUUAGCACACCGGGUGGAAGGAGGAGUGCUUGGAUGAGAAUAGUCUCUCUGUGUGCAGCGAGAUUGCUUUUGGGUUGUUUACGACAGCUCGCAGCUCUCAUAUAUCAAAGGCAGUAUGUUUGCUGUGAAGCUACAGUUUGCGUGCCAUCUGCCUUAGCUGAACUUGACCCUCCAAACAGACUUGUAUUUGUAAACCGAGCUCUUCUUUUCGCUGCUUUUUCUUAUUUCGUUUUAUUUUAUUUUCUCCUUUUCCAGUGGAUGCUCCAGAAACCGCACAAGGUGGCUACCUUCUUCGGCUGCAUCGGGAAAGACAACUUCGGCGAGAUCCUGAAGAAGAAGGCCGACGAAGCCCACGUGGAUGCCCACUACUAUGAGCAGAACGAGGAGCCAACUGGCACCUGUGCAGCCUGCAUCACCGGAGACAAUAGGUCCCUUGUUGCUAACCUGGCAGCGGCAAACUGCUACAAAAAGGAAAAACACCUGGACUUGGACAGCAACUGGGAGCUGGUGGAGAAAGCCAAGGUCUAUUAUAUUGCGAUUUCCUUAAGUGGCUUACGUGAAUUGCAGUGCCACGUCGAAGCGGGGAGUGUUCUGAAUAAUUUUCUUCCCAGCCGUGACGGGCUAACAACGAGUCGGACCUGUGCAUGUUGUGAUGGAGAGGUUUUCACCCACAGCACCGCAGAACUGCAGGAGUGUAGACUAACCUAAAGCUAAGCCUCCAG
Fundulus heteroclitus (mummichog) is the source of this 811-nucleotide messenger RNA. Its product is annotated as adenosine kinase-like. The record is from RefSeq and is a predicted model, not a curated record. Gene Ontology annotation, cellular component: cytosol; nucleus. Bases 123 to 797 code for a protein of 224 amino acids. Gene Ontology annotation, molecular function: adenosine kinase activity. NCBI's taxonomy places the organism in Eukaryota, Metazoa, Chordata, Actinopteri, Cyprinodontiformes, Fundulidae. The transcript is spliced from 3 exons. Gene Ontology annotation, biological process: purine ribonucleoside salvage.